CGGAAGCGCGGGGCGGGGCUGGGGAGCCAGCCAGUCCCGGCGUCUCCGCGAGUCGGCGGGUUUGGCCUUUCGCUAGGGACUCGGGAGCAGGUGUGUCUGAUAGGGAAAUCCAGCAGCCAACUGACGGGGCCCUUACUGCACCCUAAAUCUACAAGCAUCCCUCCAGCUCAGACUUGUGUUGAAACCUACCCUGAAGGUUCACCUGUGCUCACUGAUCCUGCAUCCCUGUGUGGCUAGGAAUUUAGGAGCGGCUUGGCCAGAAGGUUCUGGCGCAGGACUUUGAGGAGGCUGCAAGAAGCUGUCUGCUGGGGCUGCAUCGUCUGAAGGCCCAACUGCUGUUCGAGGAUUCGCCUCCAGGGGCUUUGCUGGCAUGGCUGGCGAGUGGGCUCUGGCUGUUGGCAGGAGGCCUGUGCUCCUCUCCACUUAGGCCUGUCCACAGGGCUGCUCGGCUCCAUUUGCAACACGACAGUGGGGUCCCCCUAGAGCAAGCAUCCAGGAGACCAAAGUGGAAGCUGCAGCCUUCCAGGACCUGGCCUUGGGCGUCACCCUCUGUCACUUCUGCACAGAGCUCUGUGCCCUGUGGGCAUAAGAGGACACGAUCCUGGUUCUCCCACCACCCUGAUGCCCAGGAGGCAUUGCUGUCGUGGUCACGAGAUGGCCGCUGUUGUCCUGUCCCCGGCUUGUGUCUCUCAGCAGGGAGGGUGCACGGAGGAGGCGCUGGCUAAUGAGUCCCUGACAGGCUGGUUACAGGACCUGGUGACCUUUGAGGAUGUGGCUGUGGAGUUCUCCCAGGAGGAGUGGGCCUUGCUGGACCCUUCCCAGAGAAUGCUCUACAGGGACGUGAUGCUGGAGAACCGCAAGAACCUGGCCUCGCUCGGAUGCCAUGUUGGUAAAACCAAACUGAUAACCCAUUUGGAGCAAGAAGACAGGUUGAUACCAGAGGAGAGGAGCCUUUUCCCAGACACUUGUCCAGAUUUGGAGCCUGUUCUGAAAACCAAAUGGUUAACUCCUAAGAAGCAUGCUUUCAAAAAAGAACAGUCUAAAGGUGUGAAAACGGAAAGAAGUCACCGUGGAGCAAAGCUCAAUGAAUGUAAUCAGUGUUUUAAAGUCUUCAGCACAAAAUCUAACCUUACUCAGCACAAGAGAAUUCAUACUGGAGAAAAACCCUAUGACUGUACUCAGUGUGGAAAGUCCUUCAGUAGUAGGUCUUACCUUACUAUUCACAGGCGAAUCCAUAAUGGGGAGAAACCCUAUGAAUGCAAUCACUGUGGGAAAGCGUUCAGUGAUCCUUCAUCCCUUCGACUGCACGUGAGAAUUCAUACUGGAGAAAAGCCCUAUGAAUGUAACCAGUGUUUCCACGUCUUCCGCACUAGUUGUAACCUCAAAAGCCACAAGAGGAUUCAUACCGGGGAGAAUCACCAUGAAUGUAACCAAUGUGGAAAGGCUUUUAGCACAAGAUCCUCCCUUACCGGACACAACAGCAUCCACACAGGGGAGAAACCUUAUGAGUGCCAUGAUUGUGGGAAAGCCUUUAGGAAGAGCUCCUAUCUGACACAGCACGUGAGAACUCAUACAGGAGAAAAACCCUAUGAAUGUAGUGAGUGUGGAAAAUCCUUCAGUAGUAGCUUUUCUCUAACUGUGCACAAGAGGAUACAUACAGGAGAGAAACCUUAUGAAUGCAGUGACUGUGGGAAAGCCUUUAAUAAUCUCUCAGCUGUUAAGAAACACUUGCGAACGCACACCGGAGAAAAACCCUAUGAAUGUAAUCAUUGUGGGAAGUCUUUCACGAGUAACUCUUACCUGUCUGUGCACAAGAGAAUACAUAAUAGGUGGAUAUAAACUACUGUGGGUAUUCUAUGGGAAAGCACUCAUUGAUAUCUCAUCCCUUAGACACCCUUAAAGAACUCUCACCCGAUGUGCGAGUUCACCUGUUGGUACGUGACAAGUUACUCUCCAAAAAUUUGUGGCAUCAGACAUUUAUUAUGUCAAAAUUUCCAUAGACCAGGAAUUCAGGAAUAGCUUAGCACUGCAGUUCUGGCUCAGGAUCUCCAUGACUUUGCACCCAAGAUGUCAGCCAGAGUUACAGUCGUCAAAUCUUCACCAAUGAAGAGUCCACUUCAAGAUGGCUCCUUCACCAUUCACCCUUCACCCUUCACAUGCCUGGCAAGUCAGUGCUGGUUGUUUGCAGAGGACCCUCAGUUCCUCACCCUGUAGGCCUCUAUAGAGCUGAAUGACUACACCAUGGCAGCAGGUUUCUCCCAGAGUGAUCCAAAAGAGGGUCUGUGCAGAAGCCACAUCGUCUGUCGUGUCUUAGCCUCAGAAGGUCAUGAUUUCACUUCCAUAUUUUAUUGUUCAUUGUCCAGUCCCAAGACAGAAGACUAUACAAUGUAUGAGCACCAGGAGACACAUCACUGAAAACCAUCUGGGGAACUUGUCAUGAAGUUAAUGAAGAAAAGCUUUUGGCACCUGUGCAUCCUUUAGUGACUGAACAAGUAUUCAGUGGCUGUCCUGCUAAUUCACUCUGAAGAGGAACCUUGGGAGCAUAGUCUACACGCUAGAGCUUUCAGCACAAACUCUCACUGUAAUGUGCCCAACAGUAUGUGCUGGGAAAACCACAGGAAUGGAAUAACUGUAGGAAAGGCUUCUGUGAUGUUUUAGAGGAGUCAUAUGGCAGUUCACACUAAGGGAAAAUCCUGAUGAAGAUGAUCAGAAUGCAAAAGCCUUCAGGGACACAUGGGAAAUCCUACAAGGGAACACUCAUAAGAAAUGUGGAAAACCCUUCAGCACAAAUGGUCUUGUUACUGAGCAAAAGAUCAGGUGAGGUAGUCAUUCUACAGUGAGUAGGGAAAAGCCUCAGAUGUUCUCUAAAUUUUUAAAAAUCUUUUUAACAUGCAAGUGUACACAUAUUUAUUUUUAAGAGUAUAUUUUGAAAACAGAAUGUAUAUACACAUGUCUGACCAUGGUGAGUUUUUGAGAAUCAUUUAAUGUAUCGACAGUAGUACUGGUGCAGAUAGAGUAAGAGUUAACAGUAGUGUUUUGGGAAGACAGGUAGGGAUUGAUAGGGUAUGUAGAAAGAGCCUCAUCAUGGAUAGUAAUGACAUGCAAAAUUCUAAAUUCCCAUGACAGAAGUGGCCCACACUGUCCAAAAAGCCUCCCAACUUUGCUGGCACCUGCAUCUGCAAGGGAUAGAAGAACUUGGUUAUAAUGGGCACAGGGAUGGAGGACUGACCUAGAGAUAAACUCUGAAGAAGUAGGGUUAAGACAAAUGUGUUCAUACACACAUAUCCCACAGAGGACAUUAUAGUAGAGAACAGAAUUGUACCCAGUUCAGCAAAGGAGCUGCAAGCUUCCCUGGUUCCUCUUGGCAUAAGCCAGGCCAUUUCAGUUGUUGACUCACAAAGAUAUCAUUCAGUGUGGUGGGGGCAGACCUCUGGGUUAGAGCAGAUCUACGAUAGCUACUGCAUUAAUUGUACAUUCCUAAUUAAAAAUCCUGUUAAUUUCCAACUACAGAUAGAGAAGCCCAAAUCCUUUUUUGUCCAUAACGCAGAGUGUGGCAUAGUCAACAUUUUCCUAUAUGAUAGUGGAAUCAAACAGGUCUCAAUAUAAUUAAAAAAAAUUUUUUUUUUUGACGGGCAGAUUUAGACAGACAGAAAGGUCUUCCUAUCCGUUGGUUACCCCCACCCCAAAUGGCUGCUAUGGCCGGCGCGCUGCGCUGAUCCAAAGCCAGGAGUCAGAUGCUUCCUCCUGGUCUCUCAUGUGGGUGCAGGGCCCAAGCACUUGGGCCAUCCUCCACUGCCUUCCCGGGCCACAGCAGAGAGCUGGUGCCCUAACCGGGACUAGAACCUGGUGUGCCGGCGCUGCAGGCGGAGGAUUAGCCAAGUGAGCUGCAGCGAUAUAAUGUUUUAGCAAGCAGACUUUUUGGGUAAAGAUAUUAGGUCCCAAAUGCUAAACUUUGUUCAUUCUGGUGGAAACCAAGCUUUAAUAGAUUUUUUGAACCCAAACCAAGUCUCUAUGGACCCAGACUGUUGGAUGGACUUAAAUCUGUCACAUUUAUUCAUAUCUUUAAGUUAGGCCCAGGGUAAUGGAAUUUAGCCAAGGUUCCCUAUUGAGUGCCAUCAGUAUUUGAAAAUCUUUCCUCAUAUUUGUUAGGACACUUGUGAAAAGACACACCAUAGAGAAACUUGUGAAAAUAAAGUAAUAGAGCCAUCCUUCAGUGAUGCCUUUAAUAUUAGGAAAAAUAGGAAAAUCCUCCCUGGAUGUAAAACCCAUGAAUAUAUUAAUUUUGAAAAAAUUUAAGAGAGUCCUCUUUGUUGUGGGUAUGGGAACUCAUGUUCAUGGAAAACCCUAGGUAUUUUGGCAAUCAGAGUUAGGAUGCCUCACCCUCAACUCUUCCUUGAGUGGCUGUAAAAUAACUUAUAGUGGGAUUGAAAAGCAUGAAUGUCUUAUCUAUUGGUUGGACCACUAGUUUAUUAAUUUUCAAUCUUUGUUUUACACAACUGUAAACAGUUGUGUCUGUAACUGUUUCCUAAAAUUAGCCUCAAGUUAAAGUCCAUGAUUUUGGAAAAUUUAUUAUAAUUUGCUCUUUAAAAAUAUUAAUACGGUCCAAAAAUGUUUUUGAAUAGCUCUUGAGUGCUUUUAUCUAAUGGUGUUUUACCAAAGUCUGUGAACUUAAUAUUUUUUUUUCCUCUUUCUAUUCUAGUGUGGUAAAUACUGUUAGUUUCUUUCCCAGUUUCCAUCCUCCCCUGCUUACUUAUUCAAAGAAAAACAUUUUGUUCUAGUUGUCCAUGAGCAAUUUUGAAAAUAAUCAAUUUGCCAGGCUCUUCUAAAGCUAACAGAGGCUUUGUCCCACUCUAGUAGCCAUGAAGAACAGGUUGGAGUCAUUGGUAGUAGUGGGGGACACCACACUUACUGUUCUCCAUUCAUCUGAAUGUGGCUUCACAGUCUAGAACCUGCAGAACCAUUUUUGACUGCAUCAGUUCCAGAUUGCUUGUUAGAUUUCUUAUGUAAUUAAAAGUAAUACACUUACCUAGUUAAA
This is a messenger RNA of Lepus europaeus (European hare), 5035 nucleotides long. RefSeq names its product zinc finger protein 558 (gene ZNF558). The transcript has 10 exons. Gene Ontology annotation, molecular function: DNA-binding transcription repressor activity, RNA polymerase II-specific. The record is from RefSeq and is a predicted model, not a curated record. Bases 622 to 1839 code for a protein of 405 amino acids. Gene Ontology annotation, biological process: negative regulation of transcription by RNA polymerase II. NCBI's taxonomy places the organism in Eukaryota, Metazoa, Chordata, Mammalia, Lagomorpha, Leporidae.